AUGGGAUCUUCAAGCACAUCAACAGUUGGAUUCGGUCGCAAGACACCGACGAAUGGCUCCUCCUGUAGGUUGAAGCUCUUGAUGGGCACUCAGGAGAUGGAAUCCGACGACAUCAACCGAUUGUGUCAAGAGAGAUGGUGGUCAUCGAAUAUCAACGCCAUUGCUGUGCGAGCAGCACAGCUCUACACCAAUCGGUAUUUCCAACAUUCCGAACAACAAGACAGACCAGGUAUUCCAUUCGAUGUGAAGUUCGUCGAACAGUUGUUGCCGUGGUAUGAAAAGAAACCAGUAUUCAAACCAACUAGAGGUAUCCCGUUUCCACGACUGGGCAAAGACAGAAGCUGGAGAGAUCGUGUCACUAUAUCAAUAAUCAAUGUCGAAUGGCAGGCUCACUUUGCUACCGUUGUGAUCUUCGGUCCUCAAAAGCUGUUGAUACCGUUUGAUGGAGCAGGAGGAGCGUAUGAUAAUUCUCUAUUGAAAAAGAGAUGGACUUCCUUCUUGAACAAUCGACUUGAAUACUGA
Molecule: messenger RNA, 522 nt
Organism: Kwoniella mangroviensis CBS 8507
Lineage: Eukaryota; Fungi; Basidiomycota; Tremellomycetes; Tremellales; Cryptococcaceae
Exons: 2
Coding region: 1-522 (173 amino acids)
Source: RefSeq, a predicted model, not a curated record